AUGAUCACUGUCGUUGAGGAGGCCACAUUAUAUGUGCUGGCCUCCAACCACCCGGCAGUGCCUGAAGGUGUGUCGUAUCCAAGAGAGCAGGGUUUUUGUGCUCAAGCCAUUCUCGACACUAAUCCUCUCGUGUCUCGCCAUGUCAUGGCCGAUGUUCGGUUUAGUGCAAUGACAAUUGUCCGCGCAAUGGGGAUUAAUUUUUACUGUGGCUUCCCACUAGUUGGACCUGAUGGCAAAACGGUCAUUGGCGUCAUGUGCUGUGUCGAUCAGCAAGCUCGUGACCUUACACAGUCGCAGUAUGACCUUAUGAAAAGUCUGGCUUGCACGGCUUCACGCGUGGUUCGGCGUGCUGCUGAGCAGCGGGCAGUUCGGGAAAGUAGUACCGACGAAUGA
Molecule: messenger RNA, 393 nt
Organism: Plasmopara halstedii
Lineage: Eukaryota; Oomycota; Peronosporomycetes; Peronosporales; Peronosporaceae
Product: gaf domain-containing protein
Exons: 1
Coding region: 1-393 (130 amino acids)
Molecular function (GO): protein binding
Source: RefSeq, a predicted model, not a curated record